AAGUUCAGACGUCACGGACUGAACAUCUACCUUCCACCUCAAGAAAUCCAUCUCCACCCAUCUCCAUCCUCUCGUUCGCCGAAUAAUCACAAUGCCACCAAAGGGACGAGGAACUGCCAUCGGCGGUCCCCGCGCAGCCCCAAGAGGAGGCUUCGCGCGCGAAACAUACAACUGGGUCACCAGCGCCGACAACAGGAGCGUGGUCACAUCAUUGGCGUUCUUUGCAGGAGGUGUUGCAUUUUUGAGCAGUAGCUGGGCUGAGAUUCUGCUUCCUCCGAUCUAAACGUAUCUACGACGACGCAGCAUGCGAGAUGUAAAACUACCGACUUGGGGAUGGUGUACGAUAGGGGUGGAGCAUGAGCACGCAUGGUGAAAGAGCUGAGUAGCGCGCAGGAGCUUCCGAGAGCAGAUUUCUUGCCCAUGGCAUGGUCACAGGGGCCAGACACGGGUUUGCGCCGUACGCAACGUGCUAUACUGCAGAGCAAAACAUGGUCAAUGCGAUGCGAAGAGCGAGGAAACAAUGUCGAGACGCUAGAUUCGAGCAAUCAACUCUUGGCCUCCUUCAUCGCCUCGAUACCAGCAGCCAA
Messenger RNA from Cercospora beticola, 587 nucleotides. The record is from RefSeq and is a predicted model, not a curated record. NCBI's taxonomy places the organism in Eukaryota, Fungi, Ascomycota, Dothideomycetes, Mycosphaerellales, Mycosphaerellaceae.